AUGAAGCAAGCGGCUGUACUUGUGCAUUGUCUAACUGGCGUUUCCCGCAGUGCCACUGUUGUAGCCGCAUAUUUGAUGACACUAUGCGAUAUGUCAUUUUUCAACGUUAUAAGCUUCAUAUCACGAAAAUGGCCGUUGUCAAUCCGGAUUUCGGUUUUCGCAUGCAACUAUGCAACUUUGCCGAUCGAUGAUUGCGCAACGAUGUCCCGUGAGAAACAUCAUACCAAAACAAGGUCAGGUCAGUCAAGGAGAUAUGAGUGA
Messenger RNA from Cylicocyclus nassatus, 261 nucleotides. Lineage: Eukaryota; Metazoa; Nematoda; Chromadorea; Rhabditida; Strongylidae. The record is from the annotation of a GenBank genome assembly.